CGACUGUUCAUAACAUACUAGAAUUCUUGCAUUCAGAUAUGUCUACGAAGCUCGAGUACCUGACCGAGGAGCAGGUGAACCAGUUCCGAAGCGAUGGAUAUCUGAGGCUUCCAAGCUUCCUGGAGCCAGACGAAGUGGAAGCCCUCCUCACGCGUACCAGACAACUGCUCGACAACUUCAGCCUCGAAGACCACCCUCUGACGAGAUUCACCACCGGAGAUGAUAAUCAUGUUGGGGAUGAUUACUUCUUGACAUCCGGUGACAAGAUUCGCUACUUCCUAGAGGAGGACGCCGUGAGUGACGGCAAACUCAAUAGAGAGAAGCAGAAAGCCGUCAAUAAGAUCGGACAUGGUCUGCACGAGCUCGAUCCUGUGUUCCGGAAGGUGACUCUAGAGAACGAGAAGAUCAGGGCCGUGGUGAGAGACCUCCAGUUCCACCACGACCCAGUAGCACUCCAAUCUAUGGUUAUAUGUAAGCAGCCACAUAUUGGAGGCGAAGUGCCAGAGCACAAUGACUCGACAUUCUUGUACACCAAUCCCCCAUCCGCUCUCGGGUUUUGGAUACCGCUAGAGAAGUGCACUCCCGAAAAUGGAGCACUCUCGUUCCUCCCCGGUUCUCAUCUGACCACCAAGAUUACGAAGCGCUUCGUCCGGCUCCCCGAAGGUGGCACCGGCUUCGAGGAGCUCAUACCUCCCGAACAAGCUCCGCAGCAUCCAGAGGGCAAGUAUGUGCUUGAGGCCUGUACGCCAGGCGAUUUGGUCCUCAUUCACGGAAGCGUGCUGCAUAAGUCGGAGCGCAACACGAGCACGCACACACGCUAUGCAUACACCUUCCACAUGAUCGAGUCGCCUCCAUAUGCUGAAUACGACGCGAAGAACUGGUUGCAACCCACGCCCAAGACCCCCUUCCCCCACAUACUUGAUGCUCCCAACUCGACCGUUGUGCCUGUUGGUGCUUAA
Molecule: messenger RNA, 959 nt
Organism: Dichomitus squalens LYAD-421 SS1
Lineage: Eukaryota; Fungi; Basidiomycota; Agaricomycetes; Polyporales; Polyporaceae
Product: phytanoyl-CoA dioxygenase
Exons: 10
Coding region: 39-959 (306 amino acids)
Source: RefSeq, a predicted model, not a curated record